AUGGCGCCGACGGCCUCGGACCCGAAAGAUCUUAAGCUUGUGUUGAAUCAAGCACGACGCCGCGCUCUCACGACAUUAAUCGGCGGAAUCGUCACUCAUAUGCGCAAGCAGGUUGAGUAUUCAUUCGAGCCUUCAUCCUCACAAGAUGCGGCACCCCUUUUUGUCCCUCGUGAAGCCUCACGUGAUCGCAGCGACUCUCCCUCGUACUCAGACGCAGAUGAAGCACGACAGAGGCGCCUAGAAGCACGUCUCGAGCAGUCUCCUUCGACCCCAAAGUUGGAAGCUCUAAAGAGAGAUGCCUUGAAGUAUUUUAGUAAGUGGGCGACUGAAAUACGAGUUGAAUACAAGAAGAUUGCGGACAGCCCCGACGAUCCGCGCUCAGAGCAGAGAAGAGCGGAGUGGCUGGCUGCGAGAAAUCCACCACCGCCUGCCUAUACGCGCACAGCCUCUGUAUUCAAGACCCCGGGGGCAGAGGGUGCUGCUGUGGCUGCCGAGACGAGAGAGGUACAAGAAGCCAAAGAUGUUUCUCUUCUUCAAUCUCUGUACCCACCAGUUCCCACCCGUCUCACCACAAUUUCUAAGGAGGACCGGAUAUGCCUGGUCAGUUGCAUGGUGCUGUUGCUUUUAAGUCUUGGUCAUUAUUCUGCCCAUUCGAGGACGCUUCUCUGUUACCUUACUUCUAGUCUUGAUCUCCCUCUUGGUGCUCUUACAAAUGAGGAGACGGAAAUUGCACGGACACUUAUGGUAGCUUCAAAGAGCCUCUCUGCGGAUGCAGAAACUCAGAAACGGCAAGCCGAGAGUGCUACUUCCCGCCGUUGGAAGGUUGGACUUGCGUCCGUAGCAGGCGCGGCUGUGAUUGGUAUCACCGGUGGACUUGCAGCACCAGUUGUAGCAGGAGCGAUUGGAGGGAUCAUGGGUGGCGUUGGCCUCGGAGGCGUGGCAUCUUUCCUCGGAAUAUUUGCAAUGAAUGGAGCUUUGGUUGGCACUUUGUUCGGAGCGUUUGGCGGCAAGAUGACCGGAGAAAUGAUUGACUCAUAUGCGAAGGAGGUUUCGGAUUUCAAAUUCCUACCUGUGGCAGCCGAAUGGGGCGAGCACACUACGAAACCGGAGUCCGAAGAAGAGGCACGGCGUCUGCGUGUAACUAUUGGAGUCAACGGUUGGCUUAACACCAAAGACGACGUAAUAAAACCAUGGCGUAUCUUAGGCAAAGACAGCGAAGUCUUUGCUCUACGCUAUGAAAUGGACGCGCUCCUCGAUCUUGGGACCUCUCUCGAAAAUAUGGUCUCCUCAUAUGCAUGGUCGUACGUCAAACUCGAAAUCCUUAAGCGCACCGUCUUAGCAACUCUAUGGUCGGCCCUCUGGCCUGUCUAUCUCCUGAAAAUGGCUACUAGUAUAGACAACCCAUUCUCCCUGGCCAAACGACGUUCGGAAAAAGCUGGCGAAGUAUUGGCAGAUGCGCUGAUCAACAAAGCACAGGGCGAGCGCCCGGUGACUCUCAUUGGAUACUCCCUCGGCGCAAGGGUACUCUACUCUUGCUUAAGAUCCCUCGCGGAAAGGAGAGCAUUUGGCCUUGUCGAGUCGGUGGUCUUCAUUGGUGCACCGGUUCCCUCCGACGCUGACAACUGGCGUGCAAUGCGCAGUGUUAUCUCCGGCAAAGUAUUCAAUGUGUACUCGGAAAAUGACUACAUUCUUGCUUUCCUAUAUAGAGCUACGAGUGUGCAGUUUGGUGUUGCUGGUCUGCAGGAGAUUAGUACCGUCGAGGGUGUUGAUAAUUUGAAUUUGAGCAAGGAAGUUAGUGGACAUUUGCGGUACCCGGAACUAGUAGGCAAGAUUCUGAAGAGGGUGGGAAUUGAACAUGUUCUCGUCGAAGAUGCGGAUAUUGAAGAUGAUGCGACAGAGAUUAAACUUGUGGACGACGAAGAUUUGAUUGCCUUUGAUGAUGAUGAUGAUGGAGAUACGAAGACCGCUGAGCUAGGCGGGUUUAGGAUGGUUGACAAUGAGGUAUCUGCGUCGACCAAAAUCCCUCCACCACCAUUCCCGGAGGAGGCCAACACCAUUACUUCCCCUGGACAUCAAUGGACGAACGUCCCGGUACACACAGAAUCCCUUGCCAACACCUCCCUCAGCACACCUCACUCUCCCCCUGAAAUACUACCAAAAUCCUCCAAUGCCCACUUUGGAACGAACACCAUACCCGUAACACAACCGGAACAUGAUGAUUACUACUCAUCCGAAGAUGAAGGAGGCAUCCAAAUGCUGGAUAAUGACGAUUCACCGCUCCAGGAACUUGAAUGCGAACCUGUUCCCGAGGAACCCGUUGCCCAGACCUUUAGUACAAGGGCUACUGGAAAGGUAGCACCUGAGGACUCAAAAAGUUUGGGAAGUCUCCGGGAAAUGAAGGGAAGUACGAGCGAGAGGCGCGAUGGGAAUGCCGGCAGUGGUAGAAAUGUGGAAGGAAGUGCAAGGGAAGGCGCAAAUGAAAACCAAAACGCCGAGACAAGGAGGUCAGCAGCUAGCAUGGGUUUAUAUUGA
Messenger RNA from Venustampulla echinocandica, 2532 nucleotides. RefSeq names its product DUF726-domain-containing protein. Bases 1 to 2532 code for a protein of 843 amino acids. The transcript has a single exon. The record is from RefSeq and is a predicted model, not a curated record. NCBI's taxonomy places the organism in Eukaryota, Fungi, Ascomycota, Leotiomycetes, Helotiales, Pleuroascaceae.